Molecule: messenger RNA, 13238 nt
Organism: Sarcophilus harrisii (Tasmanian devil)
Lineage: Eukaryota; Metazoa; Chordata; Mammalia; Dasyuromorphia; Dasyuridae
Gene: RREB1
Product: ras responsive element binding protein 1
Exons: 14
Coding region: 1136-6361 (1741 amino acids)
Biological process (GO): regulation of transcription by RNA polymerase II
Cellular component (GO): nucleus
Molecular function (GO): RNA polymerase II cis-regulatory region sequence-specific DNA binding; DNA-binding transcription activator activity, RNA polymerase II-specific
Source: RefSeq, a predicted model, not a curated record
UCUAGCUUUAACUCAGUUGCAAAGAUGUGUCUGCUGCCUGAGGGAGAGCGCUCCUUUGGAGAAUUUGAGGGAUAAAGUGGCAUGUAGUUUUUAAAAGUUGAUGAGUAUCUUUCAAUACUCUGCCUUCACCUUUAACCAAAAGCAGUGAGCGCUAUGCGUCCUUCCCCCUAAAGUUUGGUUGGCAGCGGUGAUGAUGAGUUUGUGCAGCCUUUUUCCCUUCUGCUCCUCCUCCUCCUCCUCCUCCUCCUCCUCCCCCCUCCCCUUCCUUUGCUCCUUUUCCCUUCCCUGUUGCUGACUCUCCACCAACCAGCUCCCUGAGAGUAGCAGCAGCAGCAGCAGCAGCAGCAGCAGCAGCAGCACCACCAGCACCAGCACCAGCGUUUUGCUCGCAGGACCUGAUGCUCAUCCAUAUUAAACCGCCCGAGCUCAGGAAUCCGGCCGGUUCAUCUCUUCCUUCUCCUGCUGCAAAGUUUAUUUUUAACCAGCAACCACCAGAACUUGGAUGGUGCGCGGAGUGCCAGCGAGAAACAUCUCUUUGAAACGCAACUCUCCAUCUUCCGCCCACCCUCCUCCAACUUUUUUUUUCUUUCCUGAGAGAGGAGGGGAAACUUUUUCCCCUUCCCUCCCCCCUUCACAUUUUCGAAAGCCAUUCUUGAGAGUUUCUUUAUUUUUAUUUUAUUUUUAUUUUUUUUUUUUUUUUAAUGUUCGGAAAGUUGAGAUGAAGACGCCUGCUUUAAGGUUGCCCUUUAUCUGUGUUUCAAACUUUGUGGCACUGCGGUGUGACACUGUCCAUCAGCUCCUAGUCCACCACUGGGUCUGGCUAGUGUUAGCUCUUCAGUGAGGUCGCUGGUUCAAUUGAAAGCAAGAAGAUAAAAGAAGCUCAAGGAUCAAAGGGACUUGUCCAAAGCAUCACAGCUAUUCAUUGGCAUGAAAUUCAAUGUUCUUCCUAUCUACAACAUCAUCAUAAUGUGUUAAUUUCGACAAAGUAGUGGUACCAAGAGUGAGGAAGAAACUGAGAUAAACCGACAUUAGCCUGCCAUUUCUAGUAGAAGGUGGUUGUCCAAAGCGAAAAUCUUAUUGCAUAUCAGUUGUAGAAGAUGAAGCAAAAAGAAACUUCAGCCUAAACUGUAGCCCUAUGACGUCCAAGUCGCCCACCAACUUAGAAGGUUCUGAUUUAUCUUCCAUCCACACCAUGAUGUCAGCGGUGAUGAGUGUAGGGAAGAUUGCAGAGAAUGGCGGCAACUCACAAGCCAUCAAAUCCCCAACAAAGUCAUCGGGACCCAAUCGGAUUGGCAGGAGAAACCAGGAAACUAAAGAGGAAAAGUCUUCCUAUACUUGUCCCCUGUGUGAAAAGAUUUGCACUACUCAACAUCAGCUAACUAUGCACAUUCGUCAGCAUAACACAGACACUGGAGGGACAGACCAUUCCUGCAGCAUCUGUGGAAAGUCUCUGAGCUCAGCAAGCUCCUUGGAUCGCCACAUGCUGGUGCAUUCUGGUGAAAGGCCUUAUAAAUGUUCAGUUUGUGGACAGUCUUUUACAACCAAUGGAAAUAUGCACAGACAUAUGAAGAUUCAUGAGAAGGAUCCCAACAGUACCACAACCACAACACCCCCCUCUCCACAGAAACGCAGGCGGAUGACCUCCAAAAGGAAACUAAGUCAGGAGGCUGACUCAGAGAAAGAAGAGCUGACACCUGCUAAAAAGGUGGUAGAGGGUUCUCAAUCAGGUGAUGGAGACAAGAAAACAGAUGAAGUUUUUCACUGCCCAGUGUGUUUCAAGGAAUUUGUUUGCAAGUAUGGUUUGGAGACUCACAUGGAGACUCAUCCAGAUAACUCCCUGAGGUGUGACAUUUGUUGUAUUGACUUCCGCACACUUCGGGGAUUACUGCGUCAUAAUGCAGUUAUCCACAAGCAGUUUCCAAGAGACCCAACAGGAAAGCCUUUUAUUCAGAACAAUCCUUCAAUUCCUGUUGGCUUCCAUGAUUUAGGAUUCACUGACUUCUCUUGUAGGAAAUUUCCUCGCAUUUCUCAGGUCUGGUGUGAAACAAAUUUACGAAGAUGCAUCAGUGAAUUUCAUCGUUUUAUUUGUGAGACCUGCAAUAAGGCCUUCCCCAUGCUUUCUGCACUCAAACUACACACGCAAACCCAUAUAGUGGGGGAUCAGGGGAGCGAAAAGCACAGAUUACAGCCUAAGUCCUUGACUGACGGGAGCCCCGACCAGAAAGCCUUCAUGGCAGCCCUGGGCCUCCAGUCCACCAAAGACGUUCAGCCCGCCCCCCAGGAGGAGCCCAUGCUGGACGACAACCAAGCGAUACAGCUCGAAACCCUGAAGAGCGGCCUACCUCAGGAGCCCGGUAGCACCGGCUUGCUCACUUUGUCUCCUCUUAGUGCAGCUUCCCUGGGGGGUUCUCUCACGGUCCUCCCUCCUACCAAGGAAAACAUGAAGCACCUGUCCCUGCAGCCCUUUCAGAAGGGCUUCAUCAUCCAGCCCGACAGCAGUAUCGUCGUCAAGCCCAUCUCCAGCGAGUCUGCCAUCGAGCUGGCAGACAUCCAGCAGAUCCUGAAGAUGGCAUCUUCGGUCCCUCCCCAGAUCAGUCUUCCACCACUCUCCAAGGCCCCUGCCGCUCCCAUGCAGUCCAUUUUCAAGCACAUGCCCCCACUGAAGCCAAAGCCCCUGGUCACCCCUCGCACGGUGGUGGCCACCUCCACCCCCCCGCCCCUGAUCAGCGCCCAGCAGGCCUCCCCGGGCUGCAUCAGCCCCAGCCUUCCUCCUCCGCCAUUGAGGCUGAUCAAGAACUCGGUGGAAGCAGCCUCUAACUCACACCUGCUGCAGUCUAAGUCGGGGGCCAAGCUGAGCCCGUCCUCGCAGCGCUUCCUGCAGCCCCGCGGGGAGGCCUCGGCUCAGCCGGAGAUGAAGACUCAGCUAGAGCAGGACAGCAUCAUCGAGGCCCUGCUGCCCUUGAACAUGGAAGCCAAGAUCAAGCAAGAGGUGACUGAGGGCGAGCUCAAGGCCAUCAUCGCUGGAGCGGCCGGCAAGAAGACCCAGGCCAUGCGCAAGGUCCUCUACCCCUGCCGCUUCUGCGACCAGGUGUUUGCCUUCUCAGGCGUCUUGCGCGCUCACGUCCGCUCUCACCUGGGCAUCUCUCCCUAUCAGUGUAACAUCUGCGACUACAUUGCCGCCGACAAAGCCGCCCUCAUCCGGCAUCUGCGCACGCACAGCGGCGAGCGGCCCUACAUCUGCAAAAUCUGUCACUACCCCUUCACCGUGAAGGCCAAUUGUGAACGGCACCUGAGGAAAAAGCACCUCAAAGCCACACGCAAGGACAUCGAGAAGAACAUCGAGUAUGUGUCCAGCAGCGCCGCGGAGAUGGUCGAUGCCUUCUGCUCCCCAGAGACGGUGUGCCGCCUCUGCGGCGAGGACCUGAAGCACUACCGGGCCCUGCGCAUCCACAUGCGAACGCACGGCGGGGGGGCCGCCGGCUGCCCCAAGGGCCGAAAGCCCUUUGAGUGCAAGGAGUGCGGCACCGCCUUCUCCACCAAGCGGAAUUGUGUUCACCACAUUCUCAAGCAGCACCACCACGUGCAGGAGCGUGAGAUCGAGAACUACGUCCUUGCGGUGGACUGUGGUGGGGGUCCUCGGGAAGCCCAGGCCCCAGAUGCCUCAGGGCUACUUGAGGAGACUGGCUGUGGGCCCUAUGGGGAUCGAAAGCCCCUCACUGCCUUCCUGGAACCCCAGAAUGGAUUCCUUCGAGGGCCCACUCAGCAGUCCCUGCCUCCUCACAUCUCCAUCAAGCUGGAACCUCCAAGCAACUUCUCAAUGGACUUCAAUGAGCCCCUUGACUUCUCACAGAAAGGAAAAGGCCUGGCCUUGGUCCAGGUGAAGCAAGAGAAUUCUUUGCUUGGUUCCUCUCCUUAUGACUGUUCCAUGGAACCCAUUGACCUCUCGAUCCCCAAGAGCCUUCGGCGGGAUAAGGAUACCACGGUGCCAGGCGAAGCCAAAAAGCAGGAGCCGGGACCCAGCUGUAGUGACCAGCUCUAUGCCUGCCCACCGCCUUGCCCCACCCUGCCCGUGACUUUUGGAGCCAACGGGAGUUUGGAGAAGCCAGCCGUGACCACAACAGCCGCUGUCACUGCCGCCACCAAUCUUCCGCAUCCCGCCCAGCCCCUUCAGGCCCCCCUCCACCUCGCAGUCCCUAUCAUCUCCCCCGCCCUCCUGAGCAACUCGGCUCUGCUGCGCCCUCUGCGGCCCAAGCCACCCCCACUUUUGCCAAAGCCCCCUGCGACAAAAGAGCUGCCCCCUCUGGCUUCCAUUGCCCAGAUAAUCUCUUCCGUGUCCUCAGCCCCCGCCUUACUGAAAACAGAGGUGUCAGAUCCCCCACUGAAGACUGCCAACAAUCCUCUGGUCCCCGAGAAGCUAGGAGGUGCGAAGCAGAAGGCCAUGGCCCUCGGCAGCACAGGCAGCCCCAGAGAGCCCGGGGACCUGGUGCUGCAGGCUGGCAGCCCUGGGGCUGCCUCUUCCAUGGAGCACGGAUCUACCGGUUUGUCGAAGAAGAGGGGUCGAAAGAAAGGGGCCAAGAACCGACCCAAGACCAGCAGUGGCAGUGUGGACUUGGAGUCCAGUGGAGAGUUUGCCAGCAUUGAGAAGAUGCUGGCUACCACGGACGCCAACAAGUUUAGUCCGUUCCUGCAGUCGGCCGAAGGUGAUGUCCAAGAGGAAGCCCUGCCUGCUGACCAGAACGGGCCUAGUGACGACGAGCUGGACGGUCCGGAAGAAAAGCUGCUGAGGGCAAAGCGGAAUUCAUACUCUACCUGCCUGCAAAAGAUCAGCUGUCCUUACUGUCCCCGAGUGUUUCCAUGGGCCAGUUCCCUCCAACGACACAUGCUUACACACACCGGUCAGAAGCCCUACCCUUGUCAAAAAUGCGACGCCUUCUUUUCUACCAAAUCUAACUGUGAACGGCACCAAUUGCGCAAGCACGGAGUUGCCAACUGCUCCCUGAGAAGAAACGGGCUUAUCCCCCAGUCAAAAGAAAGUGAUGUUGGAUCCCAUGAUAGCACAGAUAGCCAGUCGGACCCAGAGAUCCCGGCUGUGGGCAAUGAAGUGCUCGACCUCACCUCAAGGGAAAAAGAGCAGCAGCAGCAGCAGGCAUCUGAGGGCACCCCCGAUCCCAGCCAGGACACCCAAGAACGUCCCGCCGAAGAGGUGAAGGAGAAAAUGCCCUCACCCACGGGGAAGGAAGAGGGGGGAGGAGAGGAUCCAGAGGAGGAGGACGAGGAGGAGGAGGAGGAAGAGGGCACCGAAGAAAGGCAGGAGGAUGCAGAAGGCUUGGAGGAAGACUCGGUCAGCAACAAGAGUCUGGACCUCAACCUGGCCAGCAAGCUGAUGGACUUCAAGCUGGCUGAGAGCAGCCCUGCGCCGCCAGGGCCCGUGAGCUGCUCGGAGCUGGAGAGGAAGCACACCUGCCACGUCUGUGGGAAGAGCUUCAAGUUUGCCGGAACGCUGACGCGCCACAAGAAAGCCCACACACACGAGGAGCCGAGGGACGAAAAGUCUGGCGAGGAGGAGGGCAAGAGCGGGGAGGCCGAGGAGCACGUCUGCACUGCAGAGCCGGCCCUGGCCCAGGAGGAGAGCCCCGGGGACCCGAAGGCCGCAGACUCCCCAGCGGGGGGGCGGGAGAACGAAGAGAGCGAGAGCGUCUCCGAGGGAGAGGGGGCAUCGUCGGAGAGGAAGUCCGAGAAGAGCGACGACGACAAGAAGCCAAAGACCAACGGGACGAAGGGUGUCCUCCCCAAGGCCGACAAGAGGAAGAAGGUCUGCACGGUGUGUAAUAAGAGGUUCUGGUCCCUGCAGGACCUGACGAGACACAUGCGCUCCCAUACAGGGGAAAGACCAUAUAAAUGUCAGACCUGUGAGCGGACCUUCACCUUAAAGCACAGCCUGGUUCGUCAUCAGCGUAUCCAUCAGAAAGUAAAAAACACAAGGCACCAUGGGAAAGAAAGUGACAAGGAAGAUCGAGGGGAGGACGACAGUGAAAACGAGUCCAUCCACAGUGGCAACAAUCCACUCUCGGAAAAUGAGGGAGACUCCACUCCAAAUCUCAACAGUCAUUCAGCUAUUACUCGAAGCCGGAGAGAGAGCCUGGCCAGUGCAGCCAAGGAUUCGGGGCGGCAGGAGGAGAAAGGUGCCCCAAAGCCCGCCACGGGGGCCGGCCCAAAGGAGCCCGAGUCUCAGGGUAGCGCAGAUCCCGAGGGCCCGGAGGGCUUCAUUCAGGAUCUGUUGGACAUUCACAGCAAGAGGCCUCCUGCGAACCACCUCCUUGCCUCUUCAGAUAGCACGCCCCAGCUGGUGGGAAUGGAAUGACUUGGGGCACGGGACCCUGUCACCCAUCUGUCCCCAGCACACUGAUUAAAGCCAGCAGAGCAAAAGUACCCCAGAUCUGUAGCACACUGGAUUUCCUCAGUGACUCCAGUUGUCGGGGAGUGAGAGAGAAAAAGGGAGAGAGGGAAAGGAAGAAAAGAAGUAUGGCCGCCUGACUCCAGUGCCAUAACUCUUUCAGUAUAAUGAUGCAAGAGACUACAGGAUAUACUGAUUCUGAGUGCCUUACUACUUUAUUAAAUCUUUUGGUGUCAUUGACCUUUUUUUUUUUCCCCAAAAAAUGAUUUUUUAAAAAAAAAUAUUUUAAUGAAUUAUUUGGAGAGGACCUUUUUCAUUUAAGCAUUAAUGUUACCUUUUUGUAUUGGUGUGCGUGAGCCUGUUCGAGUGGAACUUUGGUAGUUGCCGUGUUUUGUUUUGUGAGCCGGAAAUGGGGUAAAAGGAACCAAUGCCCUUGGAUACCACAGCUAAUAACUGGAAGAAAAUGAUGUGAAUUUCAUGUACCAGAGGAAAAUUUGGAUGAGAAUAGUAAUUUCUCAGAGACAUUUUUGUACUUACUACAUGAUGGAGCUCUAAUCUGGUUCCAGGUAUUAAGACAAGUGGUUGAUGAAGGUAUUCAAAAUUGGUUCAAGCCAAAACCAGGAAAGAUGCUAGCUUCAACCUCAUACUUGUUUUCCACUCUUUUCGGCAUUAGAAAUGGUGUUAUUGUUCAAUGUUUUAAGACAUUUUUUUCUGGACUGAGCAUACAGAGAAAGAGUUACCUUAGCAACUUAACCUAUGGAAAUUAUGCACAGCUGUCAUAUGUUUGAUUUUUUUUUUUUUUGCUUCAAUAUAUGUAUUAUUAUUAUUAUUGUUAUUAUUAUUAUUAUUAUUAUUUUAAAAUUCAUCAGUUGCUAGUCUCUGCAGUCAGCAGAAACCAAUGGGCAAUAUUUGUCCGCGGAGAUCUAUGAUGCAGCUUUGGAUCCCUGUGUAAAUGUUUGAUUACAGCUUUCACUAGUUCAUAGCCCUCACGUUGCAGUUCUUCUACUGAACCUAAAUGAAUCCUUCCUUCCUUAGUGACUGGAGAAAUAAAGUGGAGGCCAACCAGUAAUGUACAGAGGAACAUCUCAGCAGUGAAUGAGAGAGUGAGAGCGAGAGCGAGAGCGAGCGCAUGCUCUUUGGAAUAUGUGCAUGUGUGUGAAUAAAUGCACUCCUCUGGGGAGGUGGUAGAGCUAAUGGGAUGAGAGGGACCUCCACGUGCAUCAGGAAAGCACUGCAAAGAUUUUUUUUUUUCUUCAUGGAAAGAAAGGCAGUAAUGAAAUCUGUUACUCACAAGUAAAGGUAUUCAGUCUUCCAGCUCAAUGAAAUGCAAGCCUUAACCCACUUUUGCUACUGUUAUGUUUGCAAAGCAAGGAAAUACUACUACUGGUAAUAAAAUUCCAAGUGCAGUUUGGGCUGGUGCUUGAAGAUGAACAUGUCAUUUCUGAUUCCCUCUCAAGAAUCUGAACCCCUAGAUGCAGAGAAGAAAAAUUUUCUUUAAGAGGCAUCCCAUCUAGGCAGUGGAAUUCACUGCAAGUCACCAACAGUGAGGGGUAGAAAAAAAAAUGUAUCCUACUGUAGCUGAGCUCGUGCUCGGCAUCCUUUUUUGUCCUUCAGCCGUGACCUCUAGGACAUAGAGCCAAUAGUAUUGCCAGGGAUGCCCUGUGCCGUUCCUCCACUUGAACCCCCCUUUUCCCCCUCUCCUACUGCAACUACAGCUGCAGCUCCUUCCCACCUCUUCUUCAUUUCCUUUCUAAGAUUUCUUCCUCUUUUUGGCCUUAAACCACCUUCCCUCUUUCUCUAUGUUUGUAUAUAUAAAGACACAUACGUAUGCAUCUUUUUUUUUUUUUUCUAAUUUUAAUUUUUAAAUUUUUCUCCUCUUAAUUCUUCAUCAAUUCCUGGAGGUAGAAAUUCAACUGCCUAGAUUUCAAAAAGGAAAACAAAUGUUUUUGACAUAAUGAAAAGUGAUAUGAAAAGAAAAAAGGUUGAUGUGAUUUUUUUUUUUUUAAAUGUAUUUGGAAUGUCUGAAACAAGUUUAAAAACAAGGUUUUUACUCCAGAGAAAAAUCAGAACCAGUGAUUCCCUUUCUGACUUAAAUAGGCUGUGACCUACAGAAUGCAAACCCAAUUCACACAUGCUCCCUUCAUUUUACUUUAAUUGUUGUUGAUGUUAACUGUUUGAGGUUUCUCGUGGGCCUUUUUUUUUCCUUCAGCUUGUUUCUUUUGCGACUCUCCACACUAAACUGCGCAAUAUUGUGGGGGGAAAGCCAUCACUAAUCUCUGAGCUGCAGUGAGAUGUAGCAGAUAUCAGCUCCCAGCAGUGCCGCCGGGACGACAGCUAGCAAUAAUCACUAUUGAGCUAAAGCUUUACUUAGUCUUUAUAUCCGAAUAGAUGAUAAAGUCUUGCCACAUUUUUUUUUUUUUUUUUUUGGACAUUUUUAUUAGUUGAAUUUGAAGAUUUGUUGCUGUUUGUUGGUCUCCCUCCCUUUCCCCCUUCCGACCCCCAAUAUUAAACUGUGAAGUUUAUAAUGUGUUUAAACUAUGGGUGAAUCUUAGACUUAGUUUGCAUGUUCAGCUAAUUUGUCUCUAUACAUAUUUUGUUUGAUUCUUUUUUUUUUUUUUUUCCUCUCUCAGGGCUUUUACAAAAAAAAAAUGGAUCUUCUGAAAUUUUUUUGUGUCUGAGGUGCAAGUUUUUUUUGUUUUGUUUUGUUUUGUUUUUUGAUUAAUGGACUUAAUGCUGAGAUAAUUCAAUCACUACAUUAAACACUUGACUGUGAAGCAAAGCAAAGAAAAUUCUGUGGGGCUAUUUUUUUUUAAUAGCUUUGGGGAGCUACAUGACAGUCGAAUGCCAGUUUCAGAAAGAUUCAUCAUACUCUUUGACCCUUGUUUGUCUGUACCUCUUUCCCUCCCUUUCUUCAAGAAGGAAGUUAAUCUUAGUGACUUCAGCCCAUGCAUUAAACAGGAAACAAUAAUAAAUGUGUAGAAUUCAUAUUUUUCUAAAGGGAACUUAAAACUGCUGCUACAAGUUGUGUACAAAACUGGUCUAUGCCACAUGAACAGAGAAUCACAAGUUUUGUUUUGGUACUUUUUAUUCCUCUUUUUACUUAGUUGUACAGUACUUCCAAAUUCAGAAUGAAAGUAAAGCUGUUCUGUAUUGAACCAUCUAAGCAAUAAAAUGUUAUAUUUAAAAAUCACAGGUUAACAGAUUCAUGAGACUCUUCUUGAAAGUUUGCCAUAAUUAGGCCAUCUUCUCUUUUAUUAAAGUUCUAAGCCUUAAUCUUCAGCAGAGAACUGAAAAUGGGCAUUGUGGAGAGACUGAGAUGUCUAUUACCCAUGAUUUCUCACCUGUAAGGUCCUGUUCUUAACUUGGAACACAGAAGUUGCUCCAUCCAAGUUAGUAGUGUCUUAAGUAAGAAUGUUUGGCUUUUGCACAUUGGAGAUGUGCUCCUAGAAGAGGAUUGAGCCCUUAAAACUUCUCUUUGGUAUUGUAUGUUGUUGUAAUAGUUGGAACAGAGAAAUGAAACCCUUAACCCUGGUGACAUGGGGAAUGAAAUUGGCCACAAUCUUUACCCCAAAAAAACUUAGAGGUAUCAAGAAAAUAACGUUGCAAUAAGAAAUAAUUCUGUGUCCCAGAAUGGAAGCUUUAUUCAAUAAUAGAAGCUUUUUAUGUAGUCACACAGGCCCCCUUAUUCAUUCCCAUCAAUUGUUUGUCCCAACAUCAAAGUUUGGUUGUUUAUCUUUUCAGAAAGGUCAAAGUCUCCCAGCUGAACUAAAUUAUUAAGGUUUUAUUUUACUCAACAGAAAAUAAAAAUCCUUAAACCUAAAUCCAUAGACUUAAUUCAAUGGUGGUGACUUCUCCUCUCCCUUCUUUCUCACAGACACAACCUGUACAAUCGAUUCAGAUUUCUAAUAGUACUUUCAGGAUGAGAUGCUACCAUCUCAAUAAUAACCUAGAUUCACUAUAGUUCACUUGCCUGGGUCUGCCUAUCAACCUCUUGUAAGAUGUAGCAAGGAAAAGUAUGGUCCAAAUGAUAUUGUGCUUAUCUCUUUGCUAAUCAAACUUGCAGGACAACGUCCAUGAUCUCUAGUCUUGUUCUAUAAGUGAUCAUCUGAACUUCUUAUCAUUCUCUAUUUUCCAAUCCUUUGUUGGUCCUUGAAUUAACCUCAUCCACCUGGUGCUACUCAUUCUGCUAGGUGGAACUGGUCUGAAUGAGAUCAUAAAAUGGCAAAUUGCACUACAAAUAAAUACAAUGUCUGAUCUCAUCUUGCCAAGAUGGUUUUACUUCUCCCUAAGGAAUUCUCUUUGUUUCACUCUACAGAGGCUACUCUUUACCUCUCAUACCUCAUACUUUAUUGAGAAAGGAAACGUUAACUAUAAAGUUAAUUUUUCUCCUUCCACUAUUUCCUCCUCUACAUUAGCGGACAACAACAAUGAAAUUAGUCCUUUUUGGCAAGACCAGCCCCUCUACAGGUAUCCUUCAUCCCAGUCUUUCCAGUACACUUCCCUACAGUCAUUUACCCUCUUCCAUCCUUCAGUGUCUUGUUCUUGAUUGCUUCAGGCUACAAACAUUGUCAAAAUCCUCCCCAUCCAUUUUCUGUGGGGUCUUGUUUUGUUCAUCUCAAAAUCCCAUCACAUCUCCCACCCUUCAUUUCUCUUAGUUCUUGAAGUUGAUUCUUUGAUCCCAUCCCCUCAUCCAGCAGACUGUAUGCUCAAUCAUCUCCUUAAUGAAACUUGAAUGCUUCCUAUUGACUAUUUUCCUCCCACAGACUGUAUCCUCAAUCAUCUCCUUAAUGAAACUUGAAUGCUUCCUAUCAACUAUUUUCCUACCACAAUCUUCAAACACACCCAAGUCUCCAUCCCUAUCAGCCCUUAAAACUACUAUUCAAUAUUUGUCCUUUAUCAAAAUCCUAAAACAAGCCAUACUUAACGGCUCCCACUUUGCUCCUUUGCUAUUUACUUUCAACCUCAUCAAUCAACUGAAACUGCUCUCCAAAGUUACCAGUGGUUUUUUAAUUGCCAAAUCUGAUGUGCUUUCUCACCAACUUCUAAUUAAUCUGAGUUUUCAUGAUUAUCCUAGUUUCCCUGUCCUAGGACAUUUCUUCCUUGUUAGCUUAUCUAUGUUAGACUCUCCAAGUGGACGUACCUCAGGAUUUUGCUUUAGGCCCUUUUCCCUGUGCUAUUUCAUUCUCGAUAACCCCAUCAAUUCUCAAAGUUUGUCAUCUCUACAUUUAAUUUGACUAACCAGAUUUAUGUGUCCAGUCCUAGCCUCCCCCUUGAGUUCUGUUUUGGAAACAUUUAGCAUUAUAUGUUUCUAGCCCAACCAAUCUGAAGUGCCUAACAAGCAUGCUAAAUAUUUCCAAAACAGAACUCGGUUUUCUUUUGCCCCUAAAUCCUUCCUUUGAAGACUCCUUUUUGUCAAAGGCACUGCUCUCCUUCUGGUCUCUCAGCAUUUCCCUAGAUUCCUCAAUCUCAUGUUGUAAUCUUGCUGUUUCUAAUUUAACCCUUCCCAUCCACACGCAGUUACAGCCUUUCCCUCAUUUGUAAAGCCCUACACAUCCUGAUCCUAAACCUAAUUUUCUAGAUUCAUUAGACUUGACUUCCCUUGCUCAGUGAUCACUCAAAUUGGUCUUCUCCCAGUUCCUCCAUUUCUUUUGUGGGUGAGAUGCAACCCUUCCCUAACUCUGAAUCCCUGCCUGCCUCUUAGAUGGCCUUAUGUUCUGAAACACCAAUCAAGUAUUGUUGACUAAACGAAUACUGAGUCCCCAGCUGCUAGCGCCUUCUUUCCCAAAUUCUGGGUUUAACAAUUUUGUAUCUUUUGUAUUAACUAAGCUGUAUCUUUUUAUGUCAGUGCCUUUGUCCCCCAUUAGAAUAUGUCUAAUAUAAAGAUCCCUUUAUUCCUUGUGCUUGAAUCCUCAGCUUUUGACACAUUGGUUGGCUUGCUUGGCUUAGACAACACUCAUCACCACCCUACUUUUCUUCUAGUCCUUGUCCAGUAUUUCUCCUUCCUUUCAGAGGCAGAUGCAGGUUAUCCAUGUUUCUUUCCUCUACUGCAGUCCUGUAUUCUUGCUUUUGGUCCCAUUAGGGUAUCACAACUAUUCCUUAAGAGUUACUAAAGAUCUUUUAUUUAAGACAUCUUUGCACAGCUCUGAUGCAUCCAGACCUAAGUGCUGGAGGCUGACCGCCGUCUCUUGACCUCAGAACAUCAUUCUCUCCGGUUCCCUUCUUGCCUAAUUACUCCUCCCUCUCCUCUCCUAGGUCAUCAGCCAUAUCCCAUGCACUGUACUUCACCAGCUGCAUCCCCAGUUGUGUUUUCCUCUUCAUCUCUGAAUCCUCCCCUUUUCUCCUCUCAAUCACUGCCCUGGUUUUGGCACCAAUUACCUGGCCCCUCUGAUCCAUCCUCACAGCCGAUAAAGGUAUUCCUAAAGUCGCCGUGUCUUUUCUUAAACUCCAGUGCCUUUAAAUCAAAUAUAAACCCUUUGUGUGAUUUUUCAAAUUCCUAGACCACUUUGUAACCUUUUGUUUCUCUCCUUGCACUCCCAAAUUAAUCCAGAGGACUAUCUCUUACACUUCUUUGUGCCUUUACACUUUCUAUCCCCAUACCCAAUAUGCAUUCUCCCUUCCCUUGGUCUCAGAAUAUUGUUUAAAAACUGCUUAAGUACCACCUUCAAUGUGAGGUCUUUCCCACCCUCAAAGACUACCUAGUAUUUAUAUUUUAUGUGUGAUUCAUAUGUACGUGCUGUCUCCCCAGACACAAAGUAAUCUUGAAGCCCAGGACACUCACUCAUGCCUUUGUAUCUCCGGUGCCUGACACAUAAUAGCCCUUAAUAAAUGCUUGUUGGUUGAUUGA